CCAUGGCUGCGGCUCCGCGGGGCUCUGCCGGGGGAAGAAGAAGGCGGAAGUGACGUCACACGCCGUGCGUCAGCAAGAUGGCGGCGCAGGCGGAGGUGGCGGCGAUGGAGGCGCCGCUGGAGGCGGAGCUGGAGGCGGAGCUGGACCUGGAGGGGGCGGAGCUGGAGGAGGUGGAUGUGCACAUCCAGGAGAACCUGGAGGACGCCCUGGUGCAGGAGGCGCUGCAGACCGGCGUGGACCUGCGGCAGUACUCGCGCCAGGUGGAGCUGGAGCUGCAGGAGGUGGAGCGAGCCUCCAUCCAGGACUACAUCCGGGAGAGCGAGAACAUCGCCGAGCUGCACAACCAGAUCAGCGCCUGCGACGCCAUCCUCGAG
This is a messenger RNA of Onychostruthus taczanowskii (white-rumped snowfinch), 374 nucleotides long. It is a transcript of the gene VPS52, whose product is annotated as VPS52 subunit of GARP complex. The record is from RefSeq and is a predicted model, not a curated record. The annotation marks the transcript as partial. The transcript is spliced from 5 exons. NCBI's taxonomy places the organism in Eukaryota, Metazoa, Chordata, Aves, Passeriformes, Passeridae. Gene Ontology annotation, cellular component: GARP complex. Gene Ontology annotation, molecular function: syntaxin binding. Gene Ontology annotation, biological process: lysosomal transport; retrograde transport, endosome to Golgi; endocytic recycling.